This is a messenger RNA of Malurus melanocephalus (red-backed fairy wren), 9268 nucleotides long. RefSeq names its product ATPase phospholipid transporting 10A (putative) (gene ATP10A). The transcript has 21 exons. Gene Ontology annotation, cellular component: plasma membrane. The record is from RefSeq and is a predicted model, not a curated record. Bases 208 to 4758 code for a protein of 1516 amino acids. Gene Ontology annotation, molecular function: magnesium ion binding; ATPase-coupled intramembrane lipid carrier activity; ATP binding. Lineage: Eukaryota; Metazoa; Chordata; Aves; Passeriformes; Maluridae. Gene Ontology annotation, biological process: phospholipid translocation.
CCCUCCCCGGGCCAGGAGGAGGAGGAGAAAGCGAGAGAGGUCCCGGCAGAGAGGCUGGGAGCGGGUUCGAGAGAGCCCUCCUCCGCCCGCCCCGGGAGGGGAAGAGGGAAGGAGAGCCGUGGCGGGCGGCGGACGAUGAUAACUUAGGGCCGAGGCUGCCGUGGGAGCUGCCCGCGCUGCCCGGGCGAGGACAACGGGGCGGCAGCGAUGUCCCAGGGCACGGCAGGAGGAGAGGGAGCGCCCCAGGUGCUGCCGGAGGGGAAGGAGAAGCAGAGGAAGAGGAGGCGGAGGAAGAAGAAGGAGAGUAAGACGCGGCUGGUGCGCUCCAGCCUGCUGUUACCUGAGGCCGAGCCCGAGAAGUCCARGAGGACGGUCCUGGCCUGCAACCGCCUCAAGACCACCAAGUACACGGCAUUGUCCUUCCUGCCCAAGAACCUCUUCGAGCAGUUCCACCGCCUGGCCAACGUGUACUUCGUGUUCAUCGCCCUCCUCAACUUCGUGCCAGCCGUCAAUGCCUUCCAGCCGGAGCUGGCCUUGGCUCCGGUGCUCUUCAUCUUGGCGGUCACCGCCAUCAAGGACCUGUGGGARGAUUACAGCCGCUACCUGUCCGACAAGGAGAUCAACCACAUGGAGUGCCUGGUGUACAGCAGAAAUGAGAAGAAAUAUAUAAGCAGAUACUGGAAAGAAGUGAAGGUCGGAGACUUUGUGCAGCUUCGCUGUAAUGAAAUUAUACCUGCUGACAUAUUGCUGCUCUCCUCAAGUGAUCCCGAUGGGCUGUGCCAUAUAGAAACAGCUAACCUGGAUGGUGAAACUAAUUUAAAACAAAGACAGGUGGUGAGGAAGUUCUUAGAACUGGACUCAGAAUUCGACCCCUUGAAGUUCACCAGUGUGAUAGAAUGCGAGAAGCCAAACAAUGACUUAAGUAGGUUUCGAGGUUACAUUAUUCAUAAAAGCGGAAAAAAGGAUGGACUGUUCAAAGAGAACCUUUUGUUACGUGGAUGUACCAUUAGAAAUACAGAAGAAGUUGCAGGAAUAGUAAUCUAUGCAGGGCAUGAGACCAAAGCUUUGUUAAAUAAUAAUGGACCACGUUACAAGCGCAGUAAACUUGAAAGACAGAUGAAUGCUGAUGUCCUUUGGUGUGUCCUCAUACUUCUAAUCAUGUGUCUGUUUUCUGCCAUCGGUCAUGGUCUGUGGGUAUGGCAAUAUGGUGAGAAGAAGAAACCAAUUUUUGAURUUCCAGGGCCUGAUGGCAAAUACUUGUCACCUGUUUUAGCUUCAGUAUAUUUAUUUCUGACAGUGAUCAUAGUGUUCCAGGUUCUGAUUCCAAUUUCUUUGUAUGUGUCCAUUGAAAUAGUUAAAAUCUGCCAAGUAUACUUUAUUCAUCAAGAUAAAGAUUUAUAUGAUGAAGAAACAGACUCUCAACUGCAGUGCCGAGCUUUAAAUAUCACAGAAGACUUAGGUCAGGUGCAGUUUAUCUUUUCAGACAAGACUGGGACACUUACUGAAAACAAGAUGGUUUUCCGAAGAUGCACUGUUUCUGGAACAGAGUAUUCCCAUGAUGAUAACGCCAAACGCUUAGCAAUGUACCAAGAACCUGAUUCUGAGGAAGAUGAGGCAGCCCCAAAAGGAGGAACUCUGUCUCAGCGUGACAGUAUCUGCAGCCAUCAGAGCAUCAAAGUGAUACACAGGAGCCAGAGCACCAAAACCCACCGGCGCACAGGUAGCAGGGCUGAAGCAAAAAGAGCAAGCAUACUCUCAAAGCACACUGCAUUCAGUAGCCCAAUGGAGAAGGACAUCACACCUGACCCAAGGCUGUUAGAAAAGGUGAAUGAGUGUGCAAAGCAUCUGGAGGUCAUGAGAAGCCACGAACAGCCAUUAUCCCAUCUGAGUCCAGAACUAUGUGAUGUUUUCGACUUCUUCAUAGCUUUGACUAUAUGUAACACAGUUGUGGUUACUGCACCAAAUCAGCCUCGACAGAAGGUUAGAGACCGAUUUGAACUAAAAUCUCCAGUAAAAACCAUUGAAGACUUCAUACGAAGAUUCACCCCAAGUCGCUUGACCUCUGGAUCUAACAGCAGCAGUUCAUCUAGCCUAGCUACAAGCAAAUCAAUGCACAGAUUUGGUUUAAGUGUGCUUUCAUCUACAUCUACAGAUAGCACCUUUUUGAAACUGGAAGAGAAGCUGGCGUACUCUGCACAGAUGAAUAACAAUGGCUACGGCUCCCAGCAAGGCAGGACAGCUGUGGACAGUGCACCUGGGGAAGGAGAGCUCCGUUAUGAAGCAGAGAGUCCAGAUGAAGCUGCUCUUGUCUAUGCAGCAAGAGCAUAUAACUGUUCCCUGGUUGGAAGGCUGUCUGACCAGGUAUCAGUGGAGCUACCUCACCUGGGAACCUUAAGCUUUGAAGUAUUACAUACAUUGGGCUUUGAUUCCAUCAGGAAGAGGAUGUCAGUAGUGGUCAGGCAUCCUCUCACAGAUGAAAUAAAUGUUUACACUAAAGGAGCAGAUUCAGUUGUUAUGGAUCUUCUUCUACCCUGCUCUUCAGAUGACCCUCGGGGCAAACAUCAAAAAAAAAUCCGAAGCAAAACCCAGAAUUACCUUAAUCUUUAUGCUGUAGAUGGGCUGCGGACCCUCUGUAUUGCAAAAAGAGUUCUCAGCAAGGAAGAGUAUGGCUGUUGGUUAAAAACUCAUUUAGAAGCAGAAUCCUCUAUUGAAAAUCGUGAAGAGCUUCUGUUUCAGUCAGCACUGCGGAUAGAGAAGAAUCUGCAUCUGCUAGGUGCUACUGGCAUAGAGGACCGUUUGCAGGAUGGUGUCCCAGAAACCAUUGCAAGCUUGCGCAAAGCUGGGCUGCAGAUUUGGGUUCUUACUGGAGACAAGCAAGAAACAGCUGUUAAUAUUGCAUAUGCCUGCAAGCUACUAGAUCAUGAUGAAGAAAUCAUCACUUUGAAUGCUGAGUCACCAGAGACAUGUGCUGUCUUGCUGGAGCAGUGUCUGCAAUGCGUAGAGUCUAAAUUUUCAAACAACACAAUAGACGAAGCUACUGGAAACAUGACUGUUGGGUUCACCCCUUUCUAUCCACCCCCUUCCUCUGUGCUUUCCAGCUUGGGCCUAGUGAUUGAUGGAAGGACUCUAGCUUAUGCCUUGGAACCUACGCUAGAAGAUAAAUUUCUUGCACUGGCCAAGCGAUGCCGUUCGGUACUGUGUUGUCGCUCAACCCCACUUCAAAAGAGCAUGGUAGUGAAACUAGUCAGAGACAAACUCAAAGCAAUGACCUUGGCAAUAGGUGAUGGUGCUAAUGAUGUCAGCAUGAUCCAAGUGGCAGAUGUUGGUGUGGGGAUCUCUGGUCAAGAAGGCAUGCAGGCGGUGAUGGCAAGCGACUUUGCAAUCCCAAGGUUCAGGCACUUGGAGAAGCUUUUGCUUGUUCAUGGCCACUGGUGUUAUUCUCGACUCGCCAACAUGGUGCUGUAUUUCUUCUACAAAAAUGCAAUGUUUGUGGCCCUUCUCUUCUGGUACCAGUUCUAUUGYGGGUUCUCUGGCUCAUCAAUGAUUGAUCAGUGGUACCUGAUCUUCUUUAAUUUAUUCUUCUCUUCUCUUCCACAACUGAUUACUGGUGUGCUGGACAAGGACGUGCCAGCUGAAGUGUUAAUUGCUGUACCUCAGCUUUAUAAAAGCGGACAGAAUAUGGAGGAGUAUCAGCCACACAUGUUUUGGAUGAACAUGAUUGAUGCUAUGUAUCAGAGCCUGGUUUGCUUCUUCAUCCCUUAUUUUACUUACUAUGAUUCAGAGGUGGACAUCUUUUCCUGGGGAACUCCCAUCACCACAAUAGCUCUUUUCACCAUCAUCCUGCAUUUGGCUAUUGAAACCAAAACUUGGACUUUCCUCCACUGGUCGUCUUGCAUCUUCAGUAUCRUUUUAUUUUUCUUUGUGGCUCUGGUUUACAAUGCUUCCUGCCCAGUCUGCCAUCCUCCAUCCAAUCCCUACUGGACUAUGGAAAGGCUGAUGGGAGACCCUAUGUUCUAUUUCACUUGUAUUAUAUCACCAGUGGUUGCACUGCUGCCCAGAUUCCUGUACAGAACCCUCCAGGGAACACUAUUCCCAACCCAGCUUCAGCUUGGACGCCAGUUGAGUAAACUGUCCCCAGAGACUCGCACCCAGCUUCUCACCAAGUUGAAUGUAAAGGACACAACAUGUCAGACACGACKCUUCACAGACAGCUUCUCACCGAGCCUUGGCUCAAAUGCCAGUGAUGGUUAUAAGGCUAAUAACCAAAGCACUCCUUUGCCAGCAUCUCCUCAAACAGGGGAGUCACUUUUCCGAGAGCACACAAAGGCAGAGCACAAAACAGAUCAGACUGCGGCUGCCUCUCACCAGGGUGCUGUGUUGCAUGAGGAAAACAAGCUCCCCACAUCAGCAAGUAGUCUGGAAAGGUCCAUGGGAUUUCAUGAAGUUCGAUGUGGCACUUCAGAGGUGGAGUCGUUGCCUGUGGGAGCAGCAUUCCCAUGGAGCUCAGCAGUUGAGCAAGCAGACUUCAGUUUGUUGAAGUGGAUCACAUCAACUCCGCUGUUCAGUCACGCUGGGACUGUCUUACAGGUGUCACCAAGCAGUUUACAAAAUGAAACACAGGACAGUAUGUGUGUGCUUGGCUCUUCUUUGGACUUCAAAGGCUUAAAAGAACAGAGCUCAAAUAACUUGGAGGAGAAAAUGAAAGGAACCCCAACUGAUCAUUGUAAAAAUGACAAUUCCGAGACCACCUUUUUAUGACGCGGGCCAUAAAUAUAUUUAUAUAUUUUCUAUUUGCACACAUUUAUAGUGAGAUUACUCUAUUUGUUUCCUAAGGUGAAACAGAAAAUCAAAGGUACAGAAUGAUUAUUUAAGAAUGUUUAAAUACAGUUUAUUGAAAUAUAAGAGCUUUAAAUAUAAAAAGAAACACUUGAAAGUUCCAUUUAUAUUAUUUUAUUUUUUCAUCUCAUUUUGUAAGGAAAUGCCUUCUCUUUAUUUUUCAGAUGCUUCUCUUUUAUUCUGACGCAUACUGUAAAAGCAAAGGAUCUAUCUACCGUGUUCAAAAGGGUUAGAUUCAGCAACAAUUAUUGGUAUCAUUAUAGGCCAUUCAGUAAUCAAGGAGGAAAAACCAUGAUAAUAAAGUGUCACUGUAUUCCAUCUAUCAUCUGCUUGCCAGGGUGUUUUGUCACUAUGGCAAAGCUAUGGAAUUACUAUACACCUCUCUGUAAAUGUUAACAGYAUCUUACCACCACAUUAAUAAUACUGGUAUUUUAUAAAUGACAMCAUGUUCUGAUAUUGCAGCCAUAGCAUUUGAUGUGUCAUGAUAGAACAAUAAAUAAAUGACCAUCCAUAUUGCAAARUGACUUCCCAGUCUGGCAUUAAUUGUAACUCAGCCCUUCCCUUGGAGUAGCUGGUGUUUGGCUGGGCAUGGCCUUACAUCAUGCUAUACAAAAAGGGUGCUGCAUGUUUGUGAGGGAGGAUUUGGUGGCAAAGAACUGGUGCAUCGUGUCUGCUGUAGUUUGAGCUGGGAAGCCUGUGAUCUUCAGAGCUGGAGCGCUGCCACAGCCGCUGCUACUGAAGAGAUCUGUUCUUGCUAUGGGGUGAAGGACUGGCAGAGUGGAGUUCUGUGAGCACCUUUGUUUUGUUUCAACCAGRUUAAAUUGAGUCCUUGGGGGCAGUGAAGCAGAAUGACCAGCUGUGAGGGUACAUGCUGUGCAGAGGUAUGUGAGCCCGGUGUAAAGCAGACUGGCUCCAGUCCCAAAAGCAGGAAGCUGCACUGCUUUCUGAGGCUAUGCCUGAGCCAACCUCACGUGUUUGUAAAUCACAGACUGCCACUGGUGYAUGGGUGUGCAGCUGCCCUGUGCCAGCCUGAUGGAUCCCAGGAAUUUAGUCUUGGAAUGCUGCUUGGUUCUUUGACACCUGCCCACCAUGACCACAUAUGAACUGUCUGCUGCACUUSUUUUCCUCACUCCCUCGCUCAAAUGGCCUCUGCAUUGCUUGCCAUCACUUGUGUAAGGCCACAACUUGUUCGUGCCACGCUCUGUGCCUGGCAGCCUGCCUCCCAUGUGGAUUGCCUCAGCGUGGUGAGACACAGUGCCUACCAUCUGUCACUCGCUAAUCCACUCCGGAUCUUUUUUUCCCAAAGAUUUAUAUCCACUGGCCUCUUUCCCAAAGGCUGAAUUGGUAAUAUGAUGCUGUAAAAUGCCAAUGAAAGGAAGAGAUGAAAGCAAUGUAAAUAAGAGCAGUCAGCCUGUAAAUAUGUUACCCUCAUGAAACAUGACACAUCAGCAUGUAACUAAACUGCGUUUUGGGACUAGAAUUGACUAGGGGACAGGGCAAAGGCACUAAGGGACUCAUUGUUGCUGUCUCCUGUGAACAGCUUUUAGCAUCUGAUUGAGUUGAAAAAAAAAUGAAGCAGAACUUGUUCUUUUUGCCCUUGAGUUACAGAGGAACAUGGGUUWAUAUGUACAGGUUUUAGUGGAGGAAAACACACUUACUGACUCAUCUGUUGCUGGCUGAAAACGUGUUGGCAUUCCUCUGCUGUAUUAAUUGUUCAAGUGACCACUUGGUUUCCAUGAAGGCAUCUGCCCUGUCGGUGCCAACACGAGCCAGGAGUGUGGGUYUCCACACACACCUCUGAAGCAGGGGCAGAUCCCAUCCCCUCAGAGCACUCYCCACUCUCUGGAAAGGGAGCCUGCAGGACUCAGCUCCUUUGCAAAGGUCUCUAGCUGGGGGAGGCAGCUCUGUGUUCAGAAAUCUCUGCUUGCUCUGCAGCCUUUACAGCCUCAGUAGUAAMUGUUGGGGUGACUUUGCAGGUAAUUGUUUGCAAGUUUAGCUGGCUGAAUUUAAUACACCCUGUGCAGGGAUUGCCAUUGUAAAUAACUUGACUGUGURGAGAUGCAGUGUCUUUUAAUGUCAGAGGAGAAAUCAAAUGACACUUUGAAAAGUGUAAACGUUGCCAUCUGGUUAGAAACCUUGAUCUGCUUGUGAAACAGGAUCUCAUGGAAGGACACAGUGUCAGAUGCCAGGUGGGCAGAGUUCAUAGGUUUGCAGGAUGUUAAAUUCAGUCUAAGAGCGUCACAGGGUCAUAGCAGGAGCAUGCCAGGGAUGUCACAGGUGUGUGCCCUCAGUUACUGCAGCAGCCCCAACAGCCAGCUGAAGAUCCYUUGAGCUUAUUGCCUCCUCUGCAUCUUUUCACAGCAGGGUUGGUGUCCUACAGGCAUUCACAGGAUUUGCUGGCAGCAGAAAGGGCUGGARCAUCACUAGGCUUUGGCUCACAGCUGUAUUCAUGAUACUCUUCAAAAAUAACUUAAAUUCCUCUCUGGCCAUGCCUUUUUGGUACAAGAUUCUGUUUAGUUGUUGUGUUUUCAGUGUUUCAAAGAUUAUUUCUGUGGGUGAGAGGUAGAAGAGUUCCUUUGGGACUGAGAGGUGCUUAUGCAUGCCAGAGAGAUGUGUUAAGUUGCCACUGUGAGUGUGAGCUGUACAUCUGCAUCAUAUAUUUAGGGAAACUGUAAAUUUCAAUCCUCAGCUGCUGCAACCAUCACAGCCUCUCCAAUAUCUGCAAGCUGACUUAUCCCAGCUGGAAAUCAGGCCUCCAUAACUGCUCUAUUUUGAAAUAGAGCAAAUUAAAUAAAWUUUUGAAAUAGAAAUAAACCCACGUAGAGACAUAUUUUGAAAUAUCUAAGGUACUUAUACUAAAAGGUAAAAUAUCUUUAUUAUGGCAGCAAUCCCUCAAAAAUUAAUUGAAAAAAAUAAUUAAUUUAAUUUUAAAUAAACCARAUAAUCUUGCUGACCCUACUGGAACAGGUGUGCCCAUGGAUAGGUAGGAAGAUGUGCCAACAYGUGCCAAACCCACACAGUGAGUUACCUGGAGGCCAGAACCAGGUCAGCUGGUGUCACCAAGCAAGUUAUCUCAAUUUUUUUUGAGAGAUACAUUGUAAAAUAAUAUAAAUAAAAUGUAAUCGAAACUACAGUUUGGACAAAAAAAAAACCAAACAGAUUUCUCGUUUGGAAAGAAAAUAUUAAGCAAAUUAAUUAUUUACAUUUUAAAUCAGUUUUCUCUUCAGCUGCCAGAAGACAAACACAUCAAAGCAUGUUACUUGCUGGGCUUUAGGGUUUGUCAACAUUUUGAAGCUGCUAUUAAUAUUUGAAACAUUUUAGCUAAAUAAAUACUAAUUGCCUUCUGAAGCUGUAUACAUUGGUUUUAAUAAAAUAGAAAUAAACUUGUAAAGUUAUUCCUGUUGGUGCAGUUGAGCAGUUGUUACAUCAGGCAAAACAAAGCUUUAAAUUCCUAAAGGCUAAUCCCCAAAAAGCCUGCAACUAUUCAUUAAAAGAUUCCACAAGACAAUUAAACAAUACCCGUGUUUGGUCUUUUACCAGCAACAGGCCCCUGUACAAUUCUUGAAAUAUUUGCACUGAAUUCUGCGAGCACCCCUCUGCUUGACAUUGCUGGCUGAACUCGUCAGGAUGAAAUUAAUGACUGGGAAGAGAGCAGUGAGUUAAGCAUCACAGUGUUCCACACUUUUUAGCCUUAUUUAUGUGAACCAACCUCUCAGUGRUUUAUCAAUUUCAAAAAUUUCUUCCAGAUGUAUAAAGAUCUUUUAGAAACACCCAGAACUCUUCUAUCAUGUUGGGUCUCUAAUCUCAGAAAUUGUAUCUCACACAUGUGCCAGAGCACUAGAACUGAGCAUAUAAAUGUCAAAACCAAAACAGGAACAAUACCACCUUCCAGUGUUUUUUCCAGGCUUUUCCAGCUACACAUCACUGCCUGGUGUUCCCAGUCAUGAAUCUGCUUGCCACCCUCCUCUGCUGGCUCUGGAACCACAUCCUUACCCCCUGAUUACCCCCUGAUUACCUGAUUACCCCCUCAGACCUUUCCAAAUUAUUCAGAGACUUCUCUUGCUUCUAUUCUAUGACKUCCUCAACUACCUUGCAAUGGAUUUUGAUUUAUCAUUUAUUCACCUCCAAUUCACAGUCUGUGCUUGCUCUCAGUACAUCUCCUGAAGGCUCUAUCCUCUUCAUCAAAUACUGCUUCAUUGUGCCUURAGACACCUUUCUAGUGUCAUGCUCACCUUUUGCUCCACUCCAGGCUUAUACACCCUAAACACACACAGCCUGAUCCACAUACAGAAUAUAUGGAGGAUUUGAGGAGGUUUACUCGUUAUAUUAAAAAGGGUUUUGCACGAAUACCGGUUUCAGUAAAUGGAAAUGUUCAGCUUAAACUGUCAGAACUGUGUGUGCUUGAGUCAUCUGGGAGUGACAAUUCAUAAAA